AUGACGACCGAGGAGUGUCCCGUGCCGCUUGGCGUGAGCCAGGUGGGGGCGGGGCUAUGCGAGGACUUCGGCCCUUCCCAAGGGGAUGACAUCAUCGAAGAGGUGGGGCCGUGCGAUGAUACAGGCAGCGACCUCAGCACUCUGGUCGUGCCAUUCCCCGAGUUGGCGCCUGUGGUUUUCUUCUGCCUCAAACAGACCACCUGCCCACGCAACUGGUGCAUUCGCAUGGUGUCAAGCCCGUGGUUCGAGCGCAUCAGUAUAAUGGUGAUCCUGCUGAACUGCGUCACUCUGGGGAUGUACCAGCCUUGCGAGAACAUCGACUGCACUUCAGAGCGCUGUCAGGUCCUACAGGCAUUUGAUGCAUUUAUCUACAUUUUCUUUGCACUUGAGAUGGUGGUGAAGAUGGUGGCUCUGGGGAUCUUUGGUCGUCGCUGCUAUCUUGGCGAUACUUGGAACAGGCUGGACUUUUUCAUCGUGAUGGCAGGGAUGGUGGAAUACUCCCUUGAUCUCCAGAACAUCAACUUCUCCGCCAUCAGAACAGUGCGUGUGCUUAGACCUCUCAAAGCCAUCAACAGAGUACCUAGUAUGCGCAUCCUGGUGAACCUGCUGCUGGACACUCUGCCCAUGCUGGGAAAUGUGCUCCUGCUCUGUUUCUUUGUGUUCUUCAUUUUUGGCAUCAUUGGUGUACAGCUGUGGGCUGGACUCCUAAGAAAUCGGUGUUACCCAGAGGAGAACUUCACCCUCACAUCUGGCCUCACCCUUCCCACACCAUAUUAUCAGCCUGAGGAGGAUGACGAGCGGCCCUUCAUCUGCUCGUUGGCUCAAGAUAACGGUAUCAUGUCCUGCAGCGAUGUGCCUGCUCGGAGAGAGGGCGGACGGGAGUGCUGUCUGGAUAAAGAGGACGCACUUCACCGACAGGCUCUGGGUCUGAGCGCCGAGCCGCUGGUCAACGGCAGCGCAUCUGCCAUGGGCCUCUGUGUGAACUGGAAUCAGUACUACACCCGCUGCCACACUGGACACACCAAUCCUCAUAAAGGAGCAAUUAAUUUCGACAACAUAGGAUACGCAUGGAUCGUCAUAUUUCAGGUGAUCACGUUGGAGGGCUGGGUGGAAAUCAUGUACUACGUCAUGGACGCACAUUCCUUCUACAACUUCAUCUAUUUUAUAUUCCUCAUCAUCAUUGGAUCUUUCUUCAUGAUUAAUCUGUGCCUGGUGGUCAUUGCCACUCAGUUUUCGGAGACCAAACAGCGAGAGCACCAGCUGAUGCAAGAGCAACGUGCUCGCUACCUGUCCUCCAGCACGCUGGCUUCACUCGCUGAGCCCGGAGACUGUUACGAGGAGCUCUUCCAACUGGUCUGCCAUAUCCUGCGCAAAGCCCGCCGCCGCUCUGCUGCCCUUUAUUACAUGCUCCGUGGCAAAGCCCCUCCUCCUGGAGGUGGGAGGGGGCGUGGCAAAGGAGGAGCAGGAUCGAUAGGAGGAGGAGCCAAUGUUAACGGAGGAGAGAAACAUCACUGCCAUUCAGCUCAAACACCUCACUGUAUUCACGAAACCAAGUUGGACCACAGCUCGGAGAAUGCAGUCUCCCUCUCCAUCAGUCCAAACCCAGAGGAGUGUCCACAGUGUGCUGCAGCCCUGUCUCUCAAAGAGGGGGAGGAGUCAACGGGGCAUUCGGCCAAUGGGGAGGAAGAGGAGGGUGCGCUGGAGGAAACUGACAGGGAUGGGAACCGCUUAGACGAGAAGAGGAGCAGCGACUCUGAUGACACACUAAAGAAGAAACGCACCUGUUUGGGGAAAUGUAAAGACGUCUGGGACGAAAUAAGAGUGAAACUUUGGGGCAUCGUUGAAAGCAAGUACUUCAACAGAGGGAUUAUGAUCGCCAUCCUCAUCAAUACAAUCAGCAUGGGCAUCGAGCACCAUAACCAGCCUGAUGAACUGACUAAUGUCCUGGAGAUCUGUAACAUAGUGUUCACCAGUAUGUUUACUCUGGAGAUGAUCCUUAAACUCACUGCCUUUGGCUUCUUUGAAUAUCUGAGAAACCCCUACAACAUCUUUGACGGCAUCAUUGUGAUCAUCAGUGUAUGUGAGAUCAUUGGUCAGUCUGACGGAGGUCUGUCAGUCCUGAGGACGUUCAGAUUGCUGAGGGUCAUAAAGCUGGUGCGGUUCAUGCCAGCUCUGCGCAGGCAGCUGGUGGUCCUGAUGAAGACCAUGGACAACGUGGCCACCUUCUGCAUGCUGCUAAUGCUCUUUAUCUUCAUAUUCAGUAUUCUGGGAAUGCACAUAUUUGGCUGCAAGUUCAGCCUGAAGACAGAGGCUGGGGACACCGUACCUGACAGGAAGAACUUUGACUCUCUGCUUUGGGCCAUUGUCACAGUGUUUCAGAUCUUAACUCAAGAGGACUGGAACAUGGUUCUGUAUAACGGCAUGGCCUCCACCUCGCCUCUGGCGGCCCUGUAUUUCGUCGCGCUCAUGACUUUUGGAAACUAUGUUCUAUUCAAUCUGCUUGUGGCCAUCUUAGUUGAAGGAUUUCAGGCUGAGGGCGAUGCUAACCGUUCCUACUCGGAUGACGACAGAUCAUCUUGUAAUUUAGAAGAAACUGAGAAAAAGGACUCUCUCCAGCUGUCAGAUCCCAAGAUUUCCACGUUGACCCCUAACGGGCAUCUGGAUUUAGCACCUGCACCCAAUGCUAGGGGCUUUUACCCAUCUGAAAGGCUGAGCUUUGCCCUGGGUUCGCGCAAGAGCAGCGUUAGCUCUCUGGGCAGGGCUAGCCUGGAGCAAACCACGCUGUGUCCAGGACGAGCUUCUCUGUACCACAACUGGGGACGACCCGCACGACCAGGAAUAUGGAGCCGCAGGUCCAGUUGGAACAGCUUGGGACGGUCCUCCAGAUGUUUGGGGAUGGGGGGCGGAGGCAGUUUACGAGUCCGUAGCCCUCACUGUCAUCCUGCUGAGCAGGAAUCCCUGCUGUCUCCUCCGCCUCUCCAUCCGCCUCUGCUCCCCAGACACUUUCCCCCUCGCAGGGAACGUAGGGCUCUGUCUCUGGAGCUCCCAGAGCUCCUACAGGUGCCAGGACCACCCCUGCCUCCUCUGCACCCCCGCCAGCGCAAGAAGAGCUUCUCUGGGGGUCUGGGAAGCGUUGGAGAGCACCAGGAUUGUAAUGGGAAAACACCAUCAGUCCAACCACAAAUCAUCAAUGAAGUCUACCCUCAGGUCAACACACGCAAGGACAGAGAGGAUCUGGAGGAUGAGCUGGACUAUAGUCUGUGUUUCCGGAUCCAGAAGAUGAUGGAGGUGUACAGACCGGACUGGUGUGAGACCAGGGAAGACUGGUCCGUCUUCCUCUUCUCUCCUCAAAACAAGUUCAGGUUGUUGUGUCAGUCCAUCAUAGCCCACAAGCUCUUUGACUAUGUGGUGCUGGCCUUCAUCUUCUCAAACUGCAUCACUGUGGCUCUGGAGAGACCCAAGAUCCUUCAGGGUAGCCUGGAGAGGCUUUUCCUCACCGUGUCCAAUUACAUUUUCACAGCCAUAUUUGUGGGGGAGAUGACGCUCAAGGUGGUGUCUAUGGGGUUGUAUCUUGGAGAGCAGGCUUACUUACGCAGCAGCUGGAAUAUUUUGGAUGGUUUCCUGGUGUUUGUGUCUUUGAUUGAUAUCGUGGUGUCAAUGGCAGGCGGGGCUAAGAUCCUGGGGGUGCUCAGGGUCCUCAGGCUUCUUCGCACACUGCGCCCCCUCAGGGUUAUCAGUCGAGCUCCUGGUCUCAAACUAGUCGUGGAGACUUUGAUCACCUCUCUCAAGCCUAUUGGAAACAUAGUUCUCAUCUGCUGUGCCUUUUUCAUUAUUUUUGGGAUCCUGGGAGUCCAGCUUUUCAAAGGCAAGUUCUACUACUGCUUGGGCCUGGAUGUCAAAAACAUCACCAACAAGUCUGACUGCCUCUUGGCCAAUUAUAAGUGGGUCCAUCACAAGUACAACUUUGACAACUUGGGGCAGGCUCUGAUGUCCUUGUUUGUACUGGCUUCGAAGGACGGUUGGGUCAAUAUCAUGUAUCAUGGUCUGGAUGCUGUGGCAGUGGACCAACAGCCCAUAACCAACAACAACCCCUGGAUGCUGCUGUACUUCAUCUCGUUCCUCUUGAUCGUCAGCUUCUUUGUGCUAAACAUGUUCGUUGGAGUGGUGGUCGAGAACUUCCAUAAAUGCCGACAGCAUCAGGAGGUAGAGGAGGCCAAGAGGAGGGAGGAGAAGAGACAGAGACGCAUGGAGAAAAAGAGACGGAAGGCCCAGAAGUUGCCCUAUUAUGCCAGUUAUAGUCAUGUACGGCUGAUGAUCCACACCCUGUGCACCAGUCACUACCUGGACAUCUUCAUCACCUUCAUCAUCUGUGUGAACGUCGUCACUAUGUCACUGGAGCACUACAGCCAGCCUCAUUCUCUGGAGAUCGCACUGAAGUACUGUAAUUAUUUCUUCACCAGCACCUUUGUGCUUGAGGCUGUCCUGAAGCUCAUCGCGUUUGGCUUCCGACGUUUCUUCAAAGACAGGUGGAACCAGCUGGAUUUGGCGAUCGUACUGCUUUCUGUCAUGGGCAUCACGCUGGAGGAGAUUGAGAUCAGUGCAGCUCUGCCUAUCAACCCCACCAUAAUACGUAUCAUGAGGGUCCUACGCAUCGCACGUGUGUUAAAGCUGUUAAAGAUGGCCACGGGAAUGAGAGCGCUGCUGGAUACAGUAGUUCAAGCCCUGCCACAGGUGGGGAACCUUGGCCUCCUCUUCAUGCUGCUGUUCUUCAUUUAUGCUGCACUGGGGGUGGAAUUGUUCGGAGAGCUUGUGUGCAAUGAGGAUUACCCAUGUGAAGGCAUGAGUCGUCACGCCACCUUUGAGAACUUUGGCAUGGCAUUCCUCACCCUCUUCCAGGUCUCCACUGGUGAUAACUGGAAUGGCAUUAUGAAGGACACUCUCCGUGAAUGCCCGCCAGGCGAGUACACCUGUAAUCCCAGCCUACAAUUCAUCUCCCCGCUGUACUUUGUGAGCUUUGUGCUCACGGCCCAGUUUGUCCUCAUCAAUGUGGUGGUGGCUGUGCUGAUGAAACACCUGGACGACUCCAACAAAGAGGCCCAGGAGGAGGCAGAGAUGGAUGCCGAGAUUGAAAUGGAGCUGGCCCAGGGAACGCUCUGCUGCAUCGGCGGAGGGGGUGCCGUAGCCGACAGGACCGGCAUGGGGCAUCAAGGGGCUGCAUCCUGCUCCGCUGUUCCCCCUCACUCCCCAAUCACACACCCAGUGGCCCACGAGCCCAACAGCACCAGGAGACUCUACUCACCGGCGCAGGAGAACUUGUGGCUGGACAGUGUAUCUCUACUCAUCAAAGAUUCAUUUGAAGGAGAGAUGCUGAUGAUUGACAACCUCUCUGGCUCCGUCUUCCAUCAUUACUCCUCUCCUCCUGUCUGCAAGGACUGCAGGACUCAUCCACAAGAGAUCCACAUGGCUGAACUGGAGCAGGCGUCUUUGAGGUCGGAGCAGCUCUCAGAUAAGUCAUCCUCGCCAGCGCUGCCCGAUGACCUCAGCCUGGACGAGCAGAGCGUCUACCAGAUGGCUGCCAAAGAGGGCAAGGAGAGAGUCUGUGAUGAGUGCCUGCAUUCAGAAGAGCCAGGAGGGAGGGGAAACAGCAGGUUACGGCGAUCCUCUCGCGUCCACAGCUCUGGGACAGAGGAUGGAGGAACUUGUCAAAGUCCACAUCACAACACACCUGCUCGACACAGCAUAGGUGGCGUUCCCUGUAGCAGCAGUAGUCAAGAGCACCCAGGGGUUUCUGGAGGUUCGAGCCGCUCUAACACCCCCGUUUGUCUCCCUGCUGAAUUCUUCCACCCAGCUGCUGCGGCUCUGCCCGCACCUCCGAGAGGCCGAACGGGACACAAACCAAGAGGCCUUCGGCUAACUUCACCAGCCUCAUGGGCUUCUCUGCGCUCUCCUGGAGCAAACACCAGGCUACUCACCACACAGUACCCAUCUCACAGUGACUCCUCUCUGGCUACGGGCAGCUCAGAGGGCAGCCUACCGACUACCAUGGAAGAAGGGCUCAGUUUCAUCGUAUCAACGCCCCAGCCCCUUCUGGACACACUUGUCGACGAGCGCACCAGCCUAUCCACAGAGACCCUAAGACCCAGUCCUCCAGCCACACACAUCCUCCAAACCACUAGGGGGCACCAGCGCAGCAGGAGCAGCUGUGAAACGGACAUCAAUACGGAAAGCAUUCGACAAGGCUCCGACCAGACAUGCGACAGCCAGCAGCUCUCAGAGACGCAGAGCAGCCUGUCGCUCACGUCGCUACUUCUACCAAGCUCUCUAGUGCCCCUGUCUGCGAAAAAGUGCAACAGCACGGGCAGCUUAGACCAGGGGACUCUCACAGCCCAAGAAAAAGCGUUCACAAAACAGCCACACGGUAAUAUCACCAGCCCCUGGAAAGAGAGGAAGGAGAGGCAGUCGGAGGCAGCACAUGGAACAGAUGGGGAAAGUACAAGCCAAAUAACAAUUGCGGGCUCUAGGAAAAAUAGAUGA
Molecule: messenger RNA, 6534 nt
Organism: Danio aesculapii
Lineage: Eukaryota; Metazoa; Chordata; Actinopteri; Cypriniformes; Danionidae
Gene: cacna1ia
Product: calcium voltage-gated channel subunit alpha1 Ia
Exons: 37
Coding region: 1-6534 (2177 amino acids)
Biological process (GO): sodium ion transmembrane transport; neuronal action potential; calcium ion transmembrane transport
Cellular component (GO): voltage-gated sodium channel complex; plasma membrane; neuron projection
Molecular function (GO): voltage-gated sodium channel activity; low voltage-gated calcium channel activity
Source: RefSeq, a predicted model, not a curated record